Molecule: messenger RNA, 1044 nt
Organism: Nanorana parkeri
Lineage: Eukaryota; Metazoa; Chordata; Amphibia; Anura; Dicroglossidae
Gene: IL17D
Product: interleukin 17D
Exons: 3
Coding region: 343-993 (216 amino acids)
Biological process (GO): inflammatory response
Cellular component (GO): extracellular region
Molecular function (GO): cytokine activity
Source: RefSeq, a predicted model, not a curated record
UGGGAGUGAUUGGAUGGUUGUCUCCAUCUGCUGCCAGUUCUCAGGUCAUUUCAUUAUCCAGCUUCUACCCAGAGCAGCCCUUAUCUCCAGCUCUUUGCUAUCCCCACCUGUGUUCUGCCUCUCUGUCCUCCUUCCUUCUGCUCUCAUUAUCCAGGGUAUGGUAGAACACAUUGCUGUUGCUCUGUGUCUCUUAUGCAAUCCAUAUCCUGUGCUAUGUGAGCUUUCCUAGCUCUCUCCUUCCCAUGUCCUCCUCCUGAUCUCCUCAUUCCAGCUUAUUUCCUCCACCCAGCUUCACUGCAGCUCUACGCUCUCCACCACCAGUUCCGUCUUCAUACCUCCAGGAUGAGGCUACAGAACAAGGUGUGUCCAACAAAGGUGACUUUGAUACUGUUUUUCGGUCUACUGAUUGUCAUCUCAGAUGGUUCCAAACCAAUCAAACGUACACCACCGAAACCCAAAGGCUGUGCUGACCGCCAAGAGGAGGUGUUGGAGCAGAUGUAUGGGCACCUAGCAGCCAGCAUGCUCAGUGCCUACCACCACACACUGCAACUACAGCCACUGGAAAAGGAGAAUAUUACCUGCCCAGCUGGGAUCCAUGGAAGGGCCCAAGCGGAAGGCAAGCAGCAGCUGCCGGUCAAUAUAAACAGCAUUUCUCCAUGGGCAUAUAGGAUUACAUAUAACCCCAUGAGAUACCCCAAGUACAUCCCAGAAGCAUAUUGUCUGUGUAAAGGUUGCCUGACAGGUCCCUUUGGAGAAGAGGACUUCAACUUUCGAAGUACACCCGUCUACAUGCCCACUGUCAUACUUCGACGUACAACUUCAUGCACAGGGGGUCGGUAUGUCUAUGUUGAGGACUACAUUACAAUUCCAGUGGGCUGCACCUGUGUGCCAGAAUCAGAGAAGGAGAUUGAACCAGAUAGUGUUAACUCAAGCCUAGAGAAAGAAAAGUUCAAAGUUCCCAUAGAGAAAACGGAGAAACCAAGAUCCAUCUGAACGUGGAGAUGACAUGACAAGCAGGACAUAGGAAAGAAUGAUGUCUCUAGG